Molecule: messenger RNA, 4610 nt
Organism: Engraulis encrasicolus (European anchovy)
Lineage: Eukaryota; Metazoa; Chordata; Actinopteri; Clupeiformes; Engraulidae
Gene: relch
Product: RAB11 binding and LisH domain, coiled-coil and HEAT repeat containing
Exons: 32
Coding region: 172-3864 (1230 amino acids)
Biological process (GO): intracellular cholesterol transport
Cellular component (GO): recycling endosome; trans-Golgi network
Molecular function (GO): protein binding
Source: RefSeq, a predicted model, not a curated record
CCUUGUGGGAGGCGGCGCAGAAAUGACACUUGGUCAAUCAAGCUUCGCAAACUCUCGCGUUCUCGCUAUUCAAUUGAUUAGGGAAAGGCAUACUAGCUAGCUAGCUGCUGGUCGUCCGUUUAGGAAGACGGGGUAGCUAGUCAGCUCGGCUGAAUUCGUAUUGUGGCAAAAAUGGCGGCGGGUAGUGUCAACCCGUUUAAUCUCAGCGAUUCCGAGGAGGAAACUGAGAGAAGAGCGGAUGGCGCCGACAUCGAACGCAGCCCCACUGAUGGACCACAAGGCCAGAGCACCAACCCCUUCUCCCCGCAGGCGGACAGUGAACCAGCGAUAUUAUUAUUAUCAAGCACCCGAACCAGCCCCAGCGUGGAAGGAAUAUCGGUCUCGACUGCUGCAGCCGCUGCCGUUGGAGCCAACGCAGACACUAGGGUUCCUGUGGAUGUGAUCGCUGCCCAGUUACUCCGGGAUCAAUACAUCCUCACGGCCCUUGAAUUACACACAGAACUGCUCGAAGCUGGCAGAGAGCUUCCCCGGUUGCGGGAUUAUUUCUCAAAUCCUGGCAACUUUGAAAGGCAGAGCGGAACUCCACCCGCAUGCAAAGAGCAAGGACUUGGUCCUGGAGGAGCGCUCAACGCACAGGUGCAGGAUAGGAAAAGAAGAAAAAACUCUGCUGUACUCGAUCGCGCGGGCAGCAUCAGCACGCUGGACUCGCUGGACUUCGCCCGCUACUCCGACGACGGCAACCGCGAAUCUGACGAGAGGGUGGCAGUCCUGGAGUUUGAGCUACGGAAAGCCAAGGAGACCAUUCAGGCUCUGCGCGCAAACUUGACUCAGGCAGCAGAAUGUGAAGUUCCCUCCCAGGAGAGGAAAAAUUUCAAGUCCAGCCCUGAAAUUCAGGAACCUAUCCGCCCUCUAGAGAAAAGAGCCUUAAAUUUUUUAGUGAAUGAAUAUUUAUUGAAAAACGAACAUAAGUUAUCGUCCAUAACAUUCUCAGAUGAAAAUGAUGACCAGGAUUUUGAAUUAUGGGAUGACGUGGGCCUGAACAUUCCAAAGCCGCCUGAUCUGCUGCAGCUGUACCGUAACUGUGGCAACAGCUUCCCGUCUUCCAGGGAGACCGUGGAUGUGGCAGUAGGGGUGGAUCCUGGCGAGUUGGGCGCGGACUACAUUACCCAGCAGCACUUGCAGAAGCCGGAGACCAUACAGCAAGUGGAGGUGGUGGAGGAGUUGGAGUACCAGAUCAGCCUUUUAACCAGUGAGAAGCAGAGCCUGGCCGAGCAGAUCAAGAAACUGCAAAGCGAGAUCCAAGAGCUGAAGAGGAAUGUGUCGAGCGCCCCACCAGGCGUCUCCCCGGAUACGGGCCAGUUGGGGGCCUCGCCCGCCUCGGAGGACCGGGCCUCGUUGGACAACGGCCAGUACCUGGACAUCCGGGGGGUGACGGAGGCCAAAGAGGUCACGCAGCAGCCUAGGGUUGACCCCCCGACAGCACCAACGUCUGGUCCACCGGCUGUGGCCUUCUCUGGCCCACCUAACCCCCCCACGCCACACCACGCCAAGCUCAAGCCACCCGACGGCAAGGGGCCUGUACAGUUCGACCAGCCCAACAGGAAGUUGUCGGCUGCGUUCCACCAGGCCCUGCUCUCUUUCUGCCGCAUGUCAGCCGACAGCCGCCUCGGCUCUGAGGUGUCUCGUAUAGCAGACAGCGAAGAGAGUGUGAUGCUGAUGCUGGGCCGCUGUCUUCCUCACAUCGUCCCCAACGUCCUGCUGGCCAAGCGCGAGAGAAUGGUUGUGCACCUGUGUCAGGAGCUGAUCCCCCUCAUCCUGUGUACGGCCUGCCUGCACCCCGAGCCCAAGGAGAGAGACCAGCUGCUACACAUCCUCUUCAACCUCAUCAAGAGACCAGACGACGAACAGAGGCAGAUGAUCCUGACAGGAUGUGUGGCGUUUGCUCGGCAUGUCGGUCCCACACGGGUGGAGGCUGAACUGCUACCCCAAUGCUGGGAACAGAUCAACCAUAAGUAUCCAGAGAGGAGGCUGCUGGUGGCUGAGUCAUGUGGAGCUUUGGCACCCUACCUUCCUAUCUGCUCUCGGGCUCUUGUGCUGCAGAAUAGUGCGAAGGAGAUCCGCAGCUCUCUGGUGCUGUCCAUGCUGCAGCAGAUGCUGGCGGAGGACAAGGCUGAUAUGGUGCGGGAGGCCGUGGUCAAGAGCCUGGGCAUCAUCAUGGCCUACAUAGACGACCCCGACAAAUACUCACAGGGCUUUGAGAUGAUGUUGCUGUCUCUGGGUGACCCGUCGGAGCGCGUGGUCAACGCCACACACCAGGUCUUCAUCCCCGCCUUUGCUGCCUGGACCACAGAGCUGGGCAACCUGCAGUCCCAACUCAUCCCCUCCCUACUGAGCCGCAUAGAGAAGCUACUGAAGCAGGGGGAGCAUGGUCUGGAUGAGCAUAAGCUCCACAUGUACCUGUCGGCUCUGCAGUCCCUGAUCCCUCCGCUCUUCGCCGUGGUGCUGCAGAACGCCCCCUUCACCAGCCGAGCCAAACUGCAGGGAGAGGCGCCCACUAUAGAAGUGACUAGGUUCCCUCGGCCGGCCUCCCCCCUGCAGGACGUGUCAACCAUAGUGGGCAGUCGGGAGCAGCUGGCUCUGCUGCUGCAGCUCUACGACCACCAGCUCACCCACGAGGGCACCACCGGCUGGGACAGCCUGCUCUGGGUGGUCAACCAGCUUCUUCCUCAGCUGAUUGAGAUAGUGGGCCGCAUCAAUGUCACCUCCUCCACCUGCGUCCACGAGUUCUCGCGCUUCUUCUGGCGCUUCUGCCGGACUUUUGGCAAGAUCUUCACCAACACCAAGGUAAAGCCUCAGUUCCAAGAAAUCCUGCGUUUGUCCGAGGAGAACGUGGAUGCCUCAGCUGGCAAUGGCAUUCUGACCAAGGCCACGGUGCCUAUCUAUGCAACGGGGGUGCUCACCUGCUACAAUCAGGAGGAGGACCGUAAGCUACUGGUGGGUUUCCUGGAGGACGUGAUGACGACUCUGUCCCUGUCCCACGCCCCCCUGGACAGCCUCAAGGCCUCGUUUGUGGAGCUGGGGGCUAACCCGGCAUACCAUGAGCUGCUGCUGACAGUGCUGUGGUACGGGGUGGUCCACACCUCCGCCCUGGUGCGAUGCACGGCCGCACGCAUGUUCGAGCUGUCCCUGCGUGGCAUGAGCGAAGCCUUAAUUGACAAGCGCGUAGCCCCGGCGCUCAUAACACUGUGCAGUGGGCCCGAAUUCUCCGUAAGGAUAUCCACCAUCCCUGCUUUCGGAACUAUUAUGGAGACGGUCACGCAAAAAGAGCUGUUGGAGAGGGUGAAGAUGCAGCUGGCCUCCUUUCUGGAGGACCCCCAGUACCAGGACCAGCACUCCCUGCACAUGGAGAUCAUCAAGACCUUCGGCCGCGUCGGCCCGAACGCCGAGCCGCGCUUCAGGGAUGAGUUCGUUCUUCCACAUUUGCACAAGCUGGCGCUGGGCAACAACGUGCAGACGGCGGAGAGCAAGCGUAUUGACAUCGCCACGCAGCUCUUCGAGGCCUACAGCGCCCUGUCAUGCUGCUUCAUUUCUGAGGAGCUGAUGGUGAAUCACUUCCUUCCCGGUCUGAGGUGCCUGAGAGCCGACAUGGAGCAUUUCUCCCCCGAACACGAGGUUAUUCUGAGCUCCAUGAUUAAAGAGUGUGAGCUGAAGGUGGAAAACAGGGGUGUCGGAGAGGCACAAGGGUCCAUGUCUAUCGCAGCAAGUCUUGUCGGCGAAGACGCCAAGACGAAGUUCCUGAGUAAGAUGGGUCAACUGACCACCUCUGGCGCCAUGUUGGCUAACGUGUUCCAGAGGAAGAAAUGAGAGAAACGAGCUGCUUUUUUUAUUGAGAAUUUAAGUUACCCCCCUUUCGGUCGUACCAAUAGCACCUAAGCUCUGAUUUUUAAAGAAUACUGGAAUGCAGCAUUCACAGAGAACGGCUGUGGCAUCAAUUUUGUGUAUAUUUUUGAGAUCAGUGCUUAGAUUCCAUAAGUGUGACAGGAAGGGGCGUGGCCUAGACUCUCCAUUGGGGGGUUAAACUUCCCAUGAGCCUUUGCAGUCUGGGGACCCUCUACUUGAAGAAAUCAAUCGUCUGCCUUUAUUUUGUUUCGUCUGUCUGGAUUUCGAAAGGCUCUAUUUUAUAUCUUUAUUAUUUAUGUCACAUAACUUUAUUCCAACCUCCAAAGAUUUGCACUUCACUUUGUUUUGUUUCUUUCCUUUGAGUUAUUGCACAGUCUUAUAUAAAAAAAAACACUACUGUUUUGUUUUUGCUUUUGUUUUUUUGUUGAUGUUGUUUUGAAGGUGUAAAGGCAAGACUACUCAUGAUUCCCUCCCUGUGUGGUCCCUCUGUGUUGCCGUGGAUGUUUUUUUUUUUCCUUUGUUUAUUUGUUUGUCUGUUGUUCGUUUCCUAUAAGCGGGUGUCUUUGUUUGGGUAUCUUUUUUCUUUCGUUUUUGGAUAUGCUCUCUAACAGUAAAUAUAUGUAUUAUACACUGAAGAACGAGAACGGUACAGCUAUUAUGUACAUUUGAAAAAUUGGUGUCAUCUAAUAAUUAAAAAAACGAGAAACUUG